GGACUACUUAUUACGAUGCAGGUCACGCCGGUCCUCCUCCUCAGCAUAUGCGCGUGCGCGUUGGUGGCCGCGUUCCCUGCGCCGGAAUUGACGGACGCGCAACUGGAGCAAGUCCUCUACAACCCGACCACCAUCAAGAUGUACAUCAAGUGCGCCACCAUGGAGGGCCCUUGUGAUGCUGUUGGGAAGAGGAUGAGAACGCUCGCCCCGUUGGUGCUCCGCGGCGCAUGUCCACAGUGUUCAGCGAGGGAGACGCGCCAAAUCCGACGCACGCUCGCCUUUAUCCAGCGCAACUAUCCCUGGGAAUGGGCCAAGAUCGUCCGCCGGUUCGGCUGAACUACCACCAACCCUGAA
Cydia strobilella is the source of this 354-nucleotide messenger RNA. RefSeq names its product ejaculatory bulb-specific protein 3-like. The record is from RefSeq and is a predicted model, not a curated record. The transcript has 3 exons. NCBI's taxonomy places the organism in Eukaryota, Metazoa, Arthropoda, Insecta, Lepidoptera, Tortricidae. The coding region runs from base 16 to 336 and encodes 106 amino acids.